Messenger RNA from Poecilia reticulata (guppy), 1003 nucleotides. It is a transcript of the gene lta, whose product is annotated as lymphotoxin alpha (TNF superfamily, member 1). Lineage: Eukaryota; Metazoa; Chordata; Actinopteri; Cyprinodontiformes; Poeciliidae. Gene Ontology annotation, molecular function: protein binding. The record is from RefSeq and is a predicted model, not a curated record.
AAACUCCGUCAACUCACAGAGAAAAACCUGCGAGGCUGGAUGUCUGUCAGAGAGGAGGCUCAGAUGAGCGUGGACGCGGAGAGCGCAGGACGCAGAAUGGAGGGUCAGUGCCGGUCGUCUCAGAAGUACCUGCUGCUGCAUGUGUGGUGCGGACUCCUCACCAUGGCCCUGGUCAUCAUGGCCGCCUUUAUCGCCUCCAUCAAACCAAAAUCUGAGCAACCCAGCGGCUCCCAGGAAAACUCUCCAGCAGCCAGCGCUCGCUUUUCCCCGGAGGGACUUGUUGGAAAGUCGUCUUCCUAUAUUGAACUGGAAACACACUUUCGUGAAAACGUGUGGAUGAAACACGUGGCCUGUGAGUCCUGCUCCCUCUGCCUCCAUCAGGACUCCAUCUACGUCAACAGCAGCAGGCACGAGAGGGCCCUCUUCUUCUUCUACGCCCAGGUGGUUUUCAGGAAGAACCUCACUCACAACCAUGUGAUGCUGAUAAGAAAUGCCACGGAAUAUCCAAAGAAGGACGAGAGGGUUUUGGUGACGGGCGAGUCGAUGGCGGUCGGGUCGGUCUGGUUGGGGAAGAUGGUGACUCUGACCGGAGGCGACAGCGUGAGGCUGAGCAUCACAGGAGAAUAUAGCAGAACCGAGUCGUUCUGGGGAGCUUUCCAGCUCCAUUAACGUCUGGAUGGACCGCUGCAACUCAUGAGCUGCCCAAUCAUUUGGUUUGAUUUGUUUCCCCAAAUCCAUUUCUGAAGUAUUUCCAUUCCUCCUGUGGCCAACGUGGAACACUAACUCCAUCAGAUGCAGAUUUUACUCCCAAUCGUCGGAUAACAGGCCCGUUUUCUCAGUCCUGCUGGUUUAGUGAAGGUCAUCCUGAGUUUGAAGCCAGUAGAAAGUUUAAGUGAAUGUAAACUGUGAACGGGCCAUAAAAAACCUCCUUCACUCAUAUUUUGUAACUUCUCUGUGUGUUUUAUAAUUUAUAAUUAAAUAUUGUUUGUUUCGAAGCAAACCA